Messenger RNA from Brassica oleracea var. oleracea, 1615 nucleotides. RefSeq lists its product as uncharacterized. Gene Ontology annotation, biological process: oxidative RNA demethylation. NCBI's taxonomy places the organism in Eukaryota, Viridiplantae, Streptophyta, Magnoliopsida, Brassicales, Brassicaceae. The transcript is spliced from 4 exons. Gene Ontology annotation, cellular component: nucleus; cytoplasm. The record is from RefSeq and is a predicted model, not a curated record. Bases 116 to 1426 code for a protein of 436 amino acids. Gene Ontology annotation, molecular function: broad specificity oxidative DNA demethylase activity; oxidative RNA demethylase activity; ferrous iron binding.
CAGAAACCGAAGAGCCUCGUUGGCAAAGUUGCAACCUUUUUGUGUAUAAAACGGGCACGAUCGAGUUGGUAUUUGGAACGAUUCAGUCAAAGUUACCAUCUUCGAGACUGAAACGAUGAAUAACGGAGAAGGUUGGAGUUCCGGUGGCCGUCGGGGUCCUAGGGGCCGCUCUAACUCCAAGGAGACUUGGCAAAUAGUAAACCGUCCAAAAAGCGAAAGUCCGGUUACGGUUGAUAGGUCUUUGGAUGAAUCUUCUGGUAAUAGGAGCAGUAGGGGGUCUCGAGGGCGAGGAAGAUGUAGAACUGUGCAAGUGUACGUUGAGAAGUCGUCCCAAGUUUCCAAUGUGGGAAAGGCAGCUCAAGAAGAAGUAAAGUCCCAAGAGGAUGGCUUAGGUUCUACCAAGCAACCUGAUGAAGGUGCAGCUUUCAAGUGUUCUGGAGAUAACAGUGAUCUUUUGCAACCAUCUGCUUCACCUGUCUCUAGAGAAUGUGAGGGUAGAAUGUCUUUUGGUCUAGCGAAUAGGAUGGAAGAUGUUUCGCUCUGUGGCCAGGUGUCUAUGUCUUCUACAAGUGAUAAGAAGGUUGAGGAUCGUGAUAGUGCUCAUAAGUCUGGUGAUGUAGGGAACGCUUGGAAUGAAAGCAACACUAGAGUUUUUGAUAUCUGCCUCGAGAAGAAGGUGUUUUGUCUAAAAUCCUCCAUCUUGGAACUUAACAGAGAAAAGAGGAGAGCAACCAAGGGGUACCCUGGGAUUGUUAUUAGACCUGGGAUGGUCCUUCUCAAGAACUACUUGUCAAUCAACGAUCAGGUGAUGAUUGUGAACAAAUGCCGGGAGCUCGGUUUGGGUGAAGGAGGCUUCUAUCAACCAGGUUAUGGAGAUGGAGCAUUAUUGCAUUUGAAGAUGAUGUGCCUGGGGAGAAACUGGGACCCUCAAACAUCUCGAUAUGGAGAUACUCGACCACAUGACGGUUCUGUCCCACCUAAAAUUCCUUUUGAGUUCAAUCAGUUUGUUCAGAAAGCAAUCCAAGAUUCACAGUCCCUUGUCGCUACAAGCUCAAAGAAGACGAAAGGAGAAGAUGAGAUACCAUGUAUGUCACCAGACAUCUGUAUUGCUAACUUCUACACAUCCACUGGGAGACUUGGUCUACAUAAGGACAAAGAUGAGAGUGCAAAUUCCAUUCAGAAGGGCUUACCUGUUGUAUCAUUUUCAAUUGGAGAUUCAGCCGAGUUCGUGUAUGGUGAUCAGAGGGAUUAUGACAAGGCAGAGAUGGAAGUCUUGGAAUCUGGAGAUGUUCUACUCUUUGGUGGCAAGUCCAGAAAUAUCUUUCAUGGCGUCAGAUCAAUUCUCAAAGAUACUGCUCCUAAGGUUCUUGUCCAGGAAACAAACCUCCGACCAGGUCGUCUGAAUUUGACUUUUAGGCAGUAUUAACCCCCACAAAGCUAGAAAACUCUUGUGUGCAUCUUGAAGCUGUUUUGGAGUGUCUGAACUUGUUAUGUUUCUAUUUUCGGUUAUAUCACAGUGUCUUGGCAAUAUAACUAUCAAGUAUCUAUUAUCACAGUGUCUUUUAUAUACAAUGAAUUAGUGCACACAAUGUUUACAGCUUAGGUUCUAGUUCAA